AUGACCCACGAUGUCAGUUCCUGUCUCUGGUUGGACGAUUUCGGCUGUCAAUCACUGAGCUCUGCUUAUAUCCCGCCCCCACUUUUCCCAUCCUCAUAUGGUCACUCUCCUCAGACCACGCCCCCACCGUACCUCUCCUCAACACCUGGAUGGAGCAGUUACUCCUCCCCCUCUGCUGAUUGGGUGUCACCUGUCAGUCUGUCAUGGCCGCAGCCAGAACAGCGCGAGUGUGUGAGCUGUGAGACCAACAGUGCCCCCCUGUGGAGAAGAGACGCCACUGGUCGUCACCUGUGUAACACCUGCAGCGUCCAACAGGAAGUCAGCAACAGACCCCUGCUGAGACCCAAGAGAAGAAGUUCGGUGACUCAGCAAAGAGAGAGUCAGUGUGUGAACUGUGACACAGAAACUACGACACUGUGGAGGAGAAACUCUGCAGGACAACCAGUGUGUAACGCCUGUGGACUGUACUACAAACUGCACCAGGUCAACAGGCCUCUGACGAUGAAAAAAGACAGAAUCCAAACCAGGAACCGCAGAGUGACCAAUAAGAACAAGAGGAGAGGUGGCCAAUCAGAGCCUGAGAUGUCCAGGCUGGUCCCUCCCCCUGUGGAUGCCUCGUGUCAAUCAUCCCUCUCAUGGCUGCUGAACCUGAGCUGAUGUUUUAAUAAAGUUUUCUUCAUCUCAGAGACGAUUAGAACACAA
Messenger RNA from Pleuronectes platessa (European plaice), 702 nucleotides. RefSeq names its product GATA binding protein 1b (gene gata1b). Lineage: Eukaryota; Metazoa; Chordata; Actinopteri; Pleuronectiformes; Pleuronectidae. Gene Ontology annotation, biological process: negative regulation of transcription by RNA polymerase II; cell fate commitment; positive regulation of transcription by RNA polymerase II. The record is from RefSeq and is a predicted model, not a curated record. Gene Ontology annotation, molecular function: DNA-binding transcription factor activity, RNA polymerase II-specific; zinc ion binding; RNA polymerase II cis-regulatory region sequence-specific DNA binding. The transcript is spliced from 4 exons. The coding region runs from base 1 to 657 and encodes 218 amino acids.